GGAGUGUCACCGUAAUGGCGGGCAGACAAGAUGUUCUUCGUUCGAAGUAACAAGAUAAUUCUCGAGAUCAAUUAGAAAAAAAUGCACCGAACCACAACAAAGGGUACAGGUAAGUCAUGCCGCAAAAAGAGGCUUCGUGGAAAAGUACAAUUUUGACUUCGGGCAUUGCGUUCUUUGAAGAAAAUUUUAAAUGAGUCAGUGUACAUGUGCAAUCAUUUAUUAGAGGCAAUUUUCAUUCAAGUUCUGUUAGCUUGUGAGAAAGAUAGAAGUUUACUUGCUUGCUUUUGUUUCUACAGAUAGUAUCAGUGUUGUUGAUUAAAAUUAUAUUUAUGUAAUGCAAUCUUUUUCGUCAAUAGAUGCCAAGGCUGUGAAUGAAAACCAAACUCAUUCAAGUGUGGAAAAUACAGAAAACACAAUGAAGAUGAUUGAACAAGAAGAUUUUGUGGUGACCAGCAGUUUGUCAUUCCAUGAGAACAAAGCAACUGCAGAAGAGAAAUUUGUCAAAUUGCAAAAAAACCCCACCGGGAAUCACCAUAGUAAUGUUAAACUGUCCAGAAGUGUGACACUGUUACAGGGCAUCUCUUUAAUGGUAGGGGUUAUGAUUGGUUCUGGAAUAUUUGUGUCACCACGUUAUGUCCUUUUACAUUCUGGUUCAGUUGGUGUUACCCUAAUGGUAUGGAUAUCAUCUGGUGUUAUGGCAAUGUUUGGAGCUUUGUGCUACUGUGAGCUGGGGACAAUGAUUCAACGUUCUGGCGGCGAACUUACUUACAUUCGUGAAGCUUUGGGUCCAUUAGCAGGUUUUUUAGUAAGCUGGACAAUGGUUCUGAUAUUGAAGCCAGCCUCUGUAGCCAUCAUUACAUUGAGUUUCGCAUCAUACGCUAUUCAGCCAUUUUUGAAUGAGAAAGACAUGGACACUGAACAGCUUAUCAAAUUUAUAGCUGCUGUCUGUAUUAUUUUGAUUACGACUGUGAACUGUGUAAGUUCACGAUGGGCUGGUCAAAUGCAGGUCAUUUUUAUGGUAAUGAAAUUACUGGCUAUUGGGAUUAUAGUCUUGAUUGGGGCUUCUCGAAUUGUCAGUGGACACUAUGAGAAUUUUCAGUCUCCUUUUAAAGGUACAAACCCAAAUAUUGGAGAAAUCGCCCAUGCUUUCUUUAGUGGACUUUGGGCUUAUGAUGGCUGGAACCAACUUAAUUAUGUCACAGAGGAGCUGCAAAACCCUCACAAGAAUCUACCACGUGGAGUAAUGAUUGCUCUCCCUCUCGUCACAUUUUGCUACACUCUUGUUAACAUAGCAUAUUUCAGCAUCCUGACACCGGCAGAAGUUCUCUCAUCUAAUGCAGUGGCUGUUUCAGUGGCUGAAAAAGUGCACCCCACCCUUGUUGUCAUUAUGCCCCUGUUUGUAGCUUGCUCCUGUUAUGGUGCUGCCAAUGGCUCUAUUUUCACCAAUGGAAGAGUGGUAUGUUCAGCUGCUAAGGAAGGUCAUAUGCCUCACUUUUUAGCCACCAUUAAUACCCAUUUUAAUACACCAUUGCGUGCCAUCAUGUUCCCAUCAUCUAUAUCCCUCUGCCUGUUGAUGAUUGGUAAUUUAGAUUCUCUACUAAGCUGCUUCAGCUUUGUGGCUUGGAUUUUCCUUGGUGGAACUUUCCUUUCUCUUCUGAUCCUACGUUGGAAAAAGCCCCAUGAUCUGCGUCCUUACAAAGUAUGGAUUGGGAUCCCUGUUGUCAUGUUAGUGGUAUCCUGUUGUCUUGUUAUUGCACCUUUGUUGGCAAAACCACAAUCAUCUGCAGUUGCAUUGGGUUUUGUCUUGUCUGGGGUCCCUGUGUAUUUGCUUUUUGUUUACCGCAGUAAAUAAGUUGGGUUAAUUUUGAUGAUUCCUUUUGUUAGUUUACCCACAAUGCAUGGUAUAAAAGGGCUUGGGAUUUAGCCG
Porites evermanni is the source of this 1927-nucleotide messenger RNA. The record is from the annotation of a GenBank genome assembly. NCBI's taxonomy places the organism in Eukaryota, Metazoa, Cnidaria, Anthozoa, Scleractinia, Poritidae.